Dreissena polymorpha is the source of this 768-nucleotide messenger RNA. RefSeq names its product nematocyst expressed protein 3-like. The record is from RefSeq and is a predicted model, not a curated record. The transcript is spliced from 2 exons. Bases 1 to 768 code for a protein of 255 amino acids. Lineage: Eukaryota; Metazoa; Mollusca; Bivalvia; Myida; Dreissenidae.
AUGGCCGCGCCGAACCCGGACGCCUACGUCCCCCUGCCGUCGGCCGCCCCCUCGAAGAAGGUUCCAGCCAACAAGAUGGCCGCGCCAAACCCGAACGCCUACGUUCCCCUGUCGUCGGCCGUUCCCGCGAAGAAGGCCCCAGUCAACAAGAUUGCCGCGCCGAACCCGGACGACUACGCCCCCCUGUCGUCGGCCGCCGCCGCGAAGAAGGCCCCAGCCAACAAGAUGGCCGCGCCGAACCCUGACGCCUACGUCCCCCUGCCGUCGGCCGCUCCCGCGAAGACGGCUUCGGCCAAAAAGAUGGCCGCAUCGGCAACGGUCAAAAACCCGGACGCCUACGUCCCCCUGCCGUCGGCUGCCCCCGCGAAUAAGGCCCUAGCCAACAAGAUGGCCGCGCCAAACCCGGACGCCUACAUCCCUCUGCCGUCGGCCGCCCCUGAUCUCCACCACAGCGUCGCUCUGCCGUCUGCCAACGCCCCGAAGCAACCACAGUACCAUGAAACAGAUGCAUGGGAUCAUACCGACCACAGCGACCAUGCCCAGUACGUCCCUCUGCCGUCGGCCGCCCCGGAGCUCGCUAUCUUCCCUCUGCCGUCGGCCGCCCCGGACCUUGACAUCUUCCAUCUGCCGUUCGCCGCCCCGGAGAUAGCCAUCGUCCCUCUGCCGUCGGCCGACUCGGAGCUACAGCACACUUCCCCGACAGCCCUGGAGGCUGGCUUGUCAAAAUACCUGGAAAGCUUUACAAUGCUUAAACACAAUUUACGAUGA